AUGGCCAAUUCACUUGCGUCACUGAAAAGCCUACCAUGUCCAGCGGGGGACAAAUGCACAGCCUUUCAGUGUUUAUUCAAACAUGGUAAUGACAUCGACCUGCCUGUUACUCUUAGCAAACAUUCAGAGGAGUCACUCACCCAAGAAAUCACAACACCUUCCGACCAAGUACUACCCAGGAAACGAAUCAAACUUAACUCGACCACACCAGCUCCGCCUCAUCCACAAGUUGCAAAACAGGAUGUCAUGUCUCCUCCAGAUCACCUAAGUAGCAAGAAAGCCUCCUCUCCGCUCACUAUGGAUCGAAAGCGACCAGUAAGUGAACCGGCUGAGGCUGAGGAUAGCCGGGCCGAGAACCAUUACCGGUCUAGAGGUCAUCUAGGUGCCAUUCGGCUUGAUGCCACUCAGAGUGAAGGCUCCCUUUCCCUAGCGCGUAGCAGCUCAACUUCUUCCGUGACUUCCCAGAUACGCAAGAGUCCAAGUUUAGCUCCACACACUAUGAAAGCCUCAUCUGUCCCCACUAGCAAGGUACCUAGCCAUGCGGGAUCUACUGCAAGCACUACAAGCACUGCCAGUACAGUUUCUAUUAGCCGUGCUUCGAAUACACAAGCAAGCAAACAUACCCAAUCAUCCACGCAGUCAUCAGCUAAGAAGCCGGAGACGCUGAACCCUCGCUUAUUGAAGAAGUCACCAGCCCAGCAUGGUACACGCCUCAAGCUCGUCGGUGCCCUGCACGAACAAUAUGCCCGCUUGAAUUCUGAGCUGAAAAAGGGUGCUAAAGAUAAGACGUCGAGACAGUUAUUGCUAUCUGACCAAGAACUCAUUAUAAAAACGCUCGACGACGAGGAAGAGGUAGCUAUCAAGCGAUUUCAGAUCUAUGCAAACGCAAUAAGAAAUAAGAUCAUGGCAUACAAACGCAUGACUGUGGCCGAAUGGAAGGAAGAGCGAACAUCAGCCACCAAGACUAGCGACGAGCAGACUGCGCCUGAUCUUCCCAAACCCAUCGACACCGGUCUAACUCGAGCUCAAGAGGUUGAUUUUGUCCCUCGACUAGUCUGGCCUUUCGACGGUCUCCAGAAGCACGGCUAUGUAUCUAAAAUUCCUCUAGCCGAAGACAUAGAGAAAGCUCGCGCAAGCGUCACCGCUUCCGGCAAUGUGGAAGUUUGCGAUAGAUGCACAAGACGCUUCCAGGUCUUCCCGGGCCGAAGAGACGAUGGUGCGUUGGCAUCAAAUGGUACUUGUACGUACCACCCUGGGAAAGUCUAUUUUACGGAACGUGGUCCUGGUAAGUUAUCACAGGCCCAGAAGAAAUAUCGUUGCUGUCACCAGAAUGUCGACGACGACUCGGGCGGAUGCGCCACGGCGUCCACACACGUAUUCAAGACAACGGAUAUCAACCGACUUGCGAGUAUCCUCAAUUUCUGCGAGACUCCACACAACCCAACCGCCCCUAAAGAUAGGGCUGUUUGUUUCGAUUGCGAAAUGGGUUACACCGUCUAUGGUCUUGAGUUGAUCAGAGUAACCGCGUUAUCUUGGCCAAAUUACGAGAUCUUGGCCGAUAUACUAGUGCAACCAUAUGGCGAGGUGUUGGAUCUGAAUACCCGCUACUCUGGCGUUACGCCGGAGGCCAUGGCCUCGGCUGAACGAUGGGUGCCUGGAGAAGAUCAUAGACCAACGCCAUCCUCUGAAGCAAAACCCAAGCUCAAGAUCGCAUCAGAUCCCAAAGCAGCACGCGAUCUUCUUUUCUCACUGAUUAGUACAGACACGCCUCUCAUCGGUCAUGGACUUGAGAAUGACCUUAACGCCAUCCGAAUCAUUCACCCUACUUGUAUCGACACCAUCCUCCUGUUUCCUCAUAAGCGCGGUCUCCCACAUCGAAACAGCCUCAAAAUGCUGAUGGAAACGUUGUUAAACAAGAAGAUCCAGCAAGAGGCAGAUGAGAGCACACCGGAGGGUCAUGACAGCGCGGAAGAUGCAAAGGCCGCGGGUGAACUGGUUCGACUCAAGGUUCGUGAUGAAUGGAAGAAUCUCCAACUAAAGGGCUGGAUUAUUCGCGAUGGCGAGAUCUCGGUUACCCCACCUGAUAAAUAA
This is a messenger RNA of Annulohypoxylon maeteangense, 2091 nucleotides long. RefSeq lists its product as uncharacterized. The record is from RefSeq and is a predicted model, not a curated record. Gene Ontology annotation, cellular component: nucleus. NCBI's taxonomy places the organism in Eukaryota, Fungi, Ascomycota, Sordariomycetes, Xylariales, Hypoxylaceae. The coding region runs from base 1 to 2091 and encodes 696 amino acids. Gene Ontology annotation, molecular function: exonuclease activity; nucleic acid binding. The transcript is spliced from 2 exons.